Messenger RNA from Gamsiella multidivaricata, 1004 nucleotides. RefSeq lists its product as uncharacterized. The coding region runs from base 54 to 1004 and encodes 316 amino acids. The transcript has a single exon. NCBI's taxonomy places the organism in Eukaryota, Fungi, Mortierellomycota, Mortierellomycetes, Mortierellales, Mortierellaceae. The record is from RefSeq and is a predicted model, not a curated record.
GAAAGAGCGCUUGUUGAAGAUUGCCAUCACAACCAUCGAUCUAGUCGCCCCCAAUGGCUCUCCUUUUUUUUUUUUUUCUUUUUUGGUCGCACAGCCCAAUGCUCGCGACAAGAAGGGUCAUAGCGCAAUGCUCGCGACAAGAAGGGCCACACUGCUCCUCAUUUCCUCUCAUCCCCUCAUUCGCCAUCCCUUCAUCCUCGACUUCUUCCCUCAUUCGAGUUCCAGCAGCUGCCACUAUGGUCUCGCUCUCAAAGCACUCUCGACUCUCUCGUCGCUCCAACAGCGUCAGUUCCCCGCUUCAAGUCCCUGAACUCCUCGAGCAGAUCCUCCUUCACCUCAGCCCCGAUACCCUCCGUUCCAGCUGCCUCCACGUCUCUCGCCAAUGGUUCCGCAUCGCCUGCACCCUCCUCCAGAGACCUCUCGGUUGGGCCGCAGCAAGAUUAAGUUCUUACUAUAUUCGCAAACGUCUAAACCCACACAAAGUCUUCCUAAGACUGCCUCUGGCGCGCUCUUUCACAAUUGCACACUCCUACUGGCCCAGUGAUGAACAGAAUCCACCAGAAGUCUGGCUUGAACUACUACACGAAAUCAGGAUGCUGUCAGCAGAAGAGCGACUCCGCAUCAAGGAGCUAUCCAUCUGGGAGUACCUGUCCUUCCAUACACAACUGGUGCCACUGCUGGCGUGUCUGGGCCCGUCGCUGACGAGUCUUAGCAUCGUGAUGUCUGCACGAUCGGACUGUAUCCCCACCAAGAUUGUGGAACUCUGCCCUAAUCUCUGGGCACUGCACAUCCAAGCGCGCGGCCGAUCUGAAGUCCUGGAGGAAGCGGAUGAAUGGCCAGUUCUGCCUUGUUACUUGCCUCUACGGUCCCUCAAGCUGAUGCGCACGGAUGUACCGGGAAAGACCCUUCUCUGGCUACUGCACAGUUGCCCUGACUUGGACGAGCUAUGCAUCAUCGAUCCCGUGGUUCCUCCUUCCGAUCCUGACCGACCCAUUAUGCAGUAG